Lingula anatina is the source of this 664-nucleotide messenger RNA. RefSeq names its product VWFA and cache domain-containing protein 1-like. Gene Ontology annotation, molecular function: voltage-gated calcium channel activity. Gene Ontology annotation, cellular component: voltage-gated calcium channel complex. Lineage: Eukaryota; Metazoa; Brachiopoda; Lingulata; Lingulida; Lingulidae. The record is from RefSeq and is a predicted model, not a curated record.
UUAACAUCAAACAAGUUUCAGAAGACAACACAAGACAUCACAUACAAAAAAGAGUAUGUCUGGAGGAAUAUUCCAUAUACUGACAAUAACCAAAAUUGCAAUAACCAUAUUGGCCACAUUAACUGUGUCCAGUGGAGCCACAUUAAUUGAUGGUGGGAUAUUAGGGCAGGUGUUAAGGGAAAUGGCUAAUGAUGCACUGGGGGUAGAAGAGAUGCAGGCAGAAUAUGACAAAGUGUCAUAUAGAGAAGAUUCUAUUGAUGGACCAGGGAAUAUUAGAGAACUUGCCAAUUCACUGAGAACCAAGUUCCAAGGUCCGAUCUCUGCACUGACCAAGAUCAAAGAUGCCAUUGAAGAUGACUACAGCAGCUUUUCCAGUGUCAGAUCUAUGACACAGUGCUGCCAAGUGGUGGAAGCUACUUAUGACAAGAGGUUUAGUCAGGAGGUCAACUUUGACAAGGCUUGUGUGACAGUAGCAGGCCAGAGUUCAGUGAAUAAAAAAUUCCCUACGGCAAGGGUUGUGGAAGUGAUGAAGGAAAACAUCCGCAUCAAUCCAAAUCUGAAGUGGCAGUACUUUGGAGGAGAAGAUGGUAUACUCCUUAAUUAUCCUGCAGUGAAACCCACAGGUGUGCCUGACUGUGAUAGUUAUGAUCCAAGGUUCAGGUAA